UAUACAAAUGGUUUCACAAGCUGAGUAGUACUUAUCAAAAACAUGUGAACUGACGUUCAUGUGUAAAAAUCAGUGGAUCGCCACUUUAAACUGAGCUUCAGCAGAAAAGCUUUUGUUUCCUCAUCUGCCCAGAUUGGACUUGGAGAGAAAGCGGAGGUUAUUUAACUGCGGUGCACUGAUAAGAAGUUGCAUAUCUCAUUUCAUUGUUGCAAAUCCACAUUCAAAAAGAAAAUGGCUGAAGGAGCAAACCCAACUGCGGUCACUUGCGUGAAAGCUCUCACAGCUUUUGUUGAAAAUGGAAAAGCUCUGCUGGACCUCGCCGAGAAGGAGAGCAAAGAAGGCUCUGUCCAGGAAUUCAUCAGGCAGAAAAUCCGCAUUGUGCAAAAGCAGUCGCUGCUGGGCCUGAUUGAAGCUGCUGCAGCCUUGUACAGAAGUCUGUCUGUCAAGAGGAAAAAGGACGCAGAGGAUCUACUGAGAAAAAACAAUCACUGUGCUGCUUUGCGGGACGCUGUGCAAGACUUUGAGCAGCUAGCAGUGCAGUGGGAUUCCUUUCUACAGCGUUUGGAUGAUGAGUUACAACUUAGUGCUAAAAUAUUGGCUGGGGACCAUCAACCAAGAUGUAUUUCACCAGACAUACCUCUCAUUGAUGCCAAAACAGGAGAAACAGUGACACUGGGAAAAUAUCUGGGGAAAGGUAAAAAGAUCCUGCUGGUGUUAAUCCGUCAGUUCUCCUGUCUGCUCUGCCGUCUCCAUCUUAAAGAUCUGCAGAAGAAUCAGAGAUCCCUGGAUGCACACUCUGUGGAAGUGGUGGUCGUUUCAUUUGGCUGUGAGGAGGGAGCCUCACACUGGCUACAGGAGACAGGCUGUCGGUACGACAUGCUGUUGGACCCUGAAAGAAAGAUGUACACUGCAUUCGGCCUGCAGGCUUCUCUGAAGAAAGUAUUGAACUUCAGUAACAUGCUGCUCUAUGCUGAGUAUGUGGCGGACAACAUGGAGUUUCCCAGAGAACUUCCAUCGAUUCAAGACGACAUGUUUCAGCUGGGAGGCGAUUUUGUUUUGGACGAACAUGGGAGGGUGCUGUUUUCUCAUUGCUGCCAGAGUCCAAUAGACCGACCCUCAGUGGAGGUCAUAUUAUCAGCACAGUGAAGAUUAAACUCCUUCACGCACAACACAGAUGAAUUAAAGGAAUACAGAAACAGUUAAUGCCGGCUGAUAAAUUUUUGUACAAACUUUAAAAUAAGAGCGACUGUUGUAAAAUGAUAGCUAUAGUGACAAUCAGCAAUAAGCAACAAAUGAAACCUUGCUGAUAACGACUAUUAGAAUUAUUAAAACAGAAAUGCAACAUGUUCUUCAGAGGGUUUAAAAUCACAGAUAAAUGCAUCAUAUUAAAAUGUCAUUGCACAAUUAACAACCUUUCACUUUAAUAAGAAAAUUGAUUGAGCUCAUUUUGUAAUGAAACUA
Messenger RNA from Xiphias gladius (swordfish), 1461 nucleotides. Its product is annotated as prostamide/prostaglandin F synthase-like. The transcript is spliced from 9 exons. The record is from RefSeq and is a predicted model, not a curated record. Lineage: Eukaryota; Metazoa; Chordata; Actinopteri; Istiophoriformes; Xiphiidae. Bases 232 to 1146 code for a protein of 304 amino acids.